Molecule: messenger RNA, 5345 nt
Organism: Mytilus trossulus (common blue mussel)
Lineage: Eukaryota; Metazoa; Mollusca; Bivalvia; Mytilida; Mytilidae
Exons: 1
Coding region: 1-5199 (1732 amino acids)
Source: RefSeq, a predicted model, not a curated record
AUGUCGGAUUACCAAUGGUCAUCUGACGAGGAAUGGUCCACAGAAAUAACAGGUAUUUCAGAAAUUGCAACUUCAAUAUCAACAUUAACUACAGAUCAGCAAACACCAACAGUAGUUACUGGUGAAACAGAGACACCCACUGAUCAACAAACACCAACAGUAGUUACUGAUAGAACAGAGACACCCACUGAUCAACAAACACCAACAGUAGUUACAGAUGAAACAGAGACACCCACUGAUCAACAAACACCAACAGUAGUUACUGAUGAAACAGAGACACUCACUGAUCAACAAACACCAACAGUAGUUACUGAUGAAACAGAGACACCCACUGAUCAACAAACACCAACAGUAGUUACUGAUGAAACAGAGACACCCACUGAUCAAGAACCACCAACAGUAGUUACUGAUGAAACAGAGACACCCACUGAUCAACAAACACCAACAGUAGUUACUGAUGAAACAGAGACACUCACUAAUCAACAAACACCAACAGUAGUUACUGAUGAAACAGAGACACCCACUGAUCAACAAACACCAACAGUAGUUACUGAUGAAACAGAGACACUCACUGAUCAACAAACACCAACAGUAGUUACUGAUGAAACAGAGACACUCACUGAUCAAGAAACACCAACAGUAGUUACUGAUGAAACAGAGACACCCGCUGAUCAACAAACACCAACAGUAGUUACUGAUGAAACAGAGACACCCACUGAUCAACAAACACCAACAGUAGUUACUGAUGAAACAGAAACACCCACUGAUCAAGAACCACCACCAGUAGUUACUGAUGAAACAGAGACGCCCACUGAUCAACAAACACCAACAGUAGUUAAUAAUGAAACAGAGACACUCACUGAUCAACAAACACCGAAAGUAGUUAGUGAUGAAACAGAUACACUCACUGAUCAAGAAACACCACCAGUAGUUACUGAUGAAACAGAGACACCCACUGAUCAAGAACCAACACAAGUAGUUACUGAUGAAACAGAGACACCCACUGAUCAACAAACACCAACAGUAGUUACUGAUGAAACAGAGACACCCACUGAUCAAGAACCACCAACAGUAGUUACUGAUGAAACAGAGACACCCACUGAUCAACAAACACCAACAGUAGUUACUGAUGAAACAGAGACACUCACUAAUCAACAAACACCAACAGUAGUUAUUGAUGAAACAGAGACACCCACUGAUCAACAAACACCAACAGUAGUUACUGAUGAAACAGAGACACUCACUGAUCAACAAACACCAACAGUAGUUACUGAUGAAACAGAGACACUCACUGAUCAAGAAACACCAACAGUAGUUACUGAUGAAACAGAGACACCCGCUGAUCAACAAACACCAACAGUAGUUACUGAUGAAACAGAGACACCCACUGAUCAACAAACACCAACAGUAGUUACUGAUGAAACAGAAACACCCACUGAUCAAGAACCACCACCAGUAGUUACUGAUGAAACAGAGACGCCCACUGAUCAACAAACACCAACAGUAGUUAAUAAUGAAACAGAGACACUCACUGAUCAACAAACACCGAAAGUAGUUAGUGAUGAAACAGAUACACUCACUGAUCAAGAAACACCACCAGUAGUUACUGAUGAAACAGAGACACCCACUGAUCAAGAACCAACACAAGUAGUUACUGAUGAAACAGAGACACCCACUGAUCAACAAACACCAACAGUAGUUACUGAUAGAACAGAGACACCCACUGAUCAACAAACACCAACAGUAGUUACUGAUGAAACAGAGACACCCACUGAUCAAGAACCACCAACAGUAGUUACUGAUGAAACAGAGACACCCACUGAUCAACAAACACCAACUGUAGUUACUUAUGAAUUCGAAACCAGGAUACACACUGAUCAACUAACAAACACUGUAUCAAAGUUAAAAAAAGGAAGAAAGGCUACCUGCAAAACGAAAAGAAUAACGCAUGCCACUAAGAGUGUCCCAAAGGUCAGAACGAAAAUAUCAAACCAAAGAAAUCCUCCAUCUGAAGUGUCAUCUAUGUUAGUUGAUACAGAAUUUCAAAGUAGUGAUGACGACAUACCAUUGACACAAUUAAGACCGCAGUUUAUCACAGAUAAAAACACUAAACACAUUGAAGUUGACCACGAUUCUUUGUAUGACAGUGGUGACUCAUACAAACCCUCAAAAGAGGAGUAUAAUAGCAGUGACUCCAACUUGUCUCCCCCUGCAGCUGAUUCUGAAAGUAGUAUGGAAGAUUUGAUGUUGCAAGGGAAAAAGAGAAAAAAGAUUCUUAAAAAGAAACACACCAAACCGAUUUUGAAGAAGGCAGUUAGAGAGAAUACCUCAAAACCAAAAUAUUGCCGCACAGAGUUUGACAAGAACUUGGAAAAUCAAUCCGUUAGUAAGAACACACAAGAAAAUACAAACACACUUUUUUCAACCCAAAAAGCAGGAGCAACAAGUAUUCAACAAGAUAAAGAUGAAACAUGCCAUCAAAAUAAAAUGGCAGAUGAAAUUCUACAAACCCAAAAAGAAUCAACAGACCAAGUUGAUGACAUUGCAAUCUACACAGCAACACAAAUGAGUGUACAGGAAGCAGCAUUCAAUGAAUUUGUCAUGACUCACCACGAGAAAAAACUUGAUGAUCUUCUUUUUUUGAACGGUUAUGAAAGGAAGUCUGUAGACCCAGAUGGAAACUGUUUUUUUCAGUCAGUAUUGCAUCACAUUUCAAGCUCUGAUUCAGUACAAAAUUUCAGGCAAACAAUUUGUAAUCACAUCACUGACAACGCUGCGGAAUAUGUUGGAUUUUUUGCUAUUUCAGACAUGUCAGAAUCAUUUGAUGAAGACAUUGCCUGGAUCGAUUUCAGACAAGAGGUGGACUCACUAGCUAUCAAUGGAAGUUGGACAAGCAAGGCAGCUGAUCUUCUGCCACUUGCUGUAGCAAACUGGAGUGGAAGAACUAUUAAAAUCUUUACAAGCUUAUCUCAUAGACCAAUUUUGGAUAUAACACCAACAUUGCAUCACGAAACAAAAGGCGAUCCAAUCACUUUGGCUUAUAUUUCAUCCGAUAAUACCACUAUUUCUGAACACUAUGAUGCCUGCACUAAAAUUCGUAACAAGAACGUGUUUAUUCCGAAUAUUAGCGAGCCAGAGUUAGAAGAUGGACAAAACCAGCAAGAAGGCUUGGCACUUCCAGAUGAAAAUAUAAUGAGGGGAAAUGAAACAAAUGAAGACAAAAACGAUAGUCAGGACACCGAGAAGGAAUAUGAUUCAUUUUAUCAAAGUCCUAAAGAUGAUAGCUUUGAAGAGCCUUCUAACACUCCUCACAAACCAAAGAAAAAAGGUAGACCUAAAGGAACCCCUCCAAGAAAAGCUCCAAAUUUUAUUACACCACCAAAAAAGUCUUUAUUUAGAAAACGAAAAGCGACCCCUGAAACAUGGAAAAAGAAUAUUAGGAAAAAACUUAGACUUUCAGGAAAGGAGUAUAUUUCAGUGAAAGGAACUGUUGUUGAAGAAAAAAAAGUAAAACCUAUAGACUGUUCAAAAUGCACUUUUAAAUGUAGUUUUAGCAUAGACGACGAGCAUAGGCAGCAACUUUUCAAAACAUUUUGGUCUCUGGACACCAACGACAGAAAGAAGGAUUUUAUCAUCGCUAACACAACGCAAAAGAAAACCAGAACAUAUUUAGAUGAUAACAACGAACCUGUUCAAAAAAAGAAAAAUGUUCACAGAUCGUACUCACUAAACGUUGAUGGAAACCAUGUCAAAAUAUGCAAGAAGUUUUUUUUAACGACUUUAGGGAUCAGUGAGACCUUUGCAAGCAAUGCAUUGCAGAAUCAACAAGAUGGCGUUUUUAUUGGAGAAGAUAAACGUGGCAAACAUAUGCCCCACAACAAAACAACCAAAACAGCAAUGGAAUUGGUAAGACGGCACAUAGAGUCCUUUCCUGUAGUAGACGGACAUUACACUCGCAAAGAUUCAAAUCGGAAAUAUUUGGGAGCAGACCUGAAUAUAAAACGAAUGUACGAGUUAUACAUAGUACAAUGUAAAGAUCAAAUUCCUGAGAAAGAUAUUGUCAGUCAAGCUGUGUAUAGGAAAAUUUUCAAUGAAGAGUAUAACUUUUCUUUUCAUGUACCAAAAAAGGACCAGUGUGCAGUUUGCACAAUCUAUCAUCAGCGAAACAAUGAACGGACUCUUACAAAUGAUAUAAAGAAAGCAUACGAUAAACAUCAAGAAAGAAAAAUCAAAGCCAGAGAAGAAAAGAAAAAAGAUAAAGAGUCAGCAAAGAGUUCACCUGAACUUUUUGUGGGCACAUUUGAUCUGCAAGCAGUAUUGCAGACACCAUGCAGCUUAGUUAGUCAACUGUAUUACAUGAGAAAGUUAAACUGCUACAACUUGUCGAUUUACAAUUUGGCAAAUAAUAAGGCAACAUGUUAUCUUUGGUCUGAAGUAGAUGCCCAAAGAGGGUCCUGUGAGAUUGGUACAUGUCUCUAUCUGCAACUUUUAUCCAUGUCAUGUUCUACCACCCAUGCUAUAUUUUAUUCUGAUGCCUGUUCUGGACAAAACCGCAAUCAGUUUAUUGCAUCGUGUUUGUUACAUGUAGUUAAUACUCACCAAACAAUUAAAGUUAUCGAUCACAAAUUCUUGGAAAGCGGUCACACUCAAAUGGAGUGUGACAGCAUGCACUCAGCAAUUGAAUUUGCCAAAAAGAAAACCGAAAUAUUUGUGCCUCAACAGUGGGCAACAGUGAUGCGAAUGGCCAGAAGAAAAGAUCCUUACAUGAUUGUGCCCCUAAAAUACGAAGAUAUAUAUGACUUUAAAGAUCUUUCAAAGAAAAAUAUGAAAUUCAGAAAAGAAGAUGUUAACGGCAAAAAGAUCAAAUGGCUGAAGAUAAGAUGGCUAAGGUACACCAAAGAAAACGCAGACUGCAUUUUAUUUAAGUACAAGAUGGAUGAUGAAUUCCGCGAAAUGAAAGUCUCUCUGACAUCUACAAGAGGAAGGUCAACUGAAGAGUACCAGCUUGUAAAGAAAUACACGUCACAACAGUCAAUUUCAGCUGCAAAGAAAAAAGAUUUAGUUGGGCUUUGCAAAAAAGGAAUCAUUCCUUCUGAAUACCAUGAGUAUUACAAAUCAUUACCAGCUAACAUAAAUGUGAAAGACACUCUUGCUGAAACGGACGUUGAAGAAGAAAAAAAUGACUCUUACCAGGAUUAGACAUGUUAGAUAUGACAGUUGUAUGACAUUGGAUAUUUUAAAGACCAGAAUGCUGUAUCAGGAUAUUAUAUCUCUGUUUCAAUUUUGGUUUCCACGGAUUUUUCAAACUUACAUGUUUGCUUUAUUUUGUUUUUGAAAAAGAACUU